CUUUGACACGGGGAAGAUGUGCGACCAGACCUUUUUAGUGAAUGUGUUUGGCUCCUGUGACAAGUGCUUCAAGCAGAGAGCUCUGAGGCCGGUUUUCAAGAAAUCCCAACAACUCAGCUACUGCUCGACAUGUGUGGAAAUUGUAAGUGCCACCUCUUGCGGACUCGAGCUCUCCGUCCUGGACACAGAGGCACGGUCCCUGACCCAUGCGCUGCCAGGCUGGAGGACAAGCACCCAGGGCGGGUCAGGCACUCUGUGGGGCCUGCCUGGGGCCAGCUCUGCCUGUUCCCGGAGGUCCUGGAACCCGGCUCCCUUGGGACAGGGACCUAAGAGUCCCCGCAAGGGAAGGGCCAGGGAGCCCAGAGCCCUCGUGGUUUGCGGUCCACCUGGUCAUCGGCUGUCUGAAGAGCCCGCUCUGCCAUCCCGGCCCCCAGAGGACUGUGACCGCUGCUUCCACGUCACAGCUCUGCCCCUGCCUGACCUGCUCCUCCCUCGUCCUUUGUUCUGCUGGGCCUGCGGGAAAAUUGGAGUUGUGCUCCCAUCUCAGGGUCUGCCCUGGGACCCCUCCCCGCCCAGUGGCGUUUGCCGUCACGUGGUCAGACGGCAGAUGGCCCGGCCCUCACUCCCACGCUGUGCCCCUGCCCUGGUCCGACAUCCGCGAGCCUCUGAGGACGCGGAGCCCCUGGUGGGCGUCACAGUGUCACGCACCUCUGUGUUCCCGCUCUCAGAGCGCCCCGCCUCGGUGCCACUCCUGGCCCGGGACCCAAGGACAUUCACCAUAUCCUCGAUCACAUGCUGUGUACAGAAGGGAGUGCUUGGAAAGCACGGUGUCCUGAGCAAACCCAAGGGGCAAGCCCUCAGCUCCGUGUGGCCGAGGCCUGACCGAAACAGCUGGGCCUCCUGUGCCUGCCCUGAGCGCGGGGCUGAUGGACGCUGUCUCCCAGUGCACCAGGUGGCGGAGCGGGUGGAGGCCCUGGGCCAGUUCAUCAUGAAGACCAGGCGGACCCUCAAGGGCCACGGAAACAAGGUGCUGUGCAUGGACUGGUGCCGGGACAAGCGGCGGAUCGUGAGCUCCUCCCAGGACGGGAAGGUGAUCGUGUGGGAUUCCUUCACCACCAACAAGGAGCACGCCGUGACCAUGCCCUGCACUUGGGUGAUGGCCUGCGCCUACGCCCCGUCCGGAUGCGCCAUCGCCUGUGGGGGCCUGGAUAACAAGUGCUCCGUGUACCCACUGACCUUCGACAAGAACGAGAACAUGGCGGCCAGGAAGAAGUCGGUGGCCAUGCACACCAACUACCUGUCAGCCUGCAGCUUCACCAACUCCGACAUGCAGAUCCUGACGGCCAGUGGCGACGGGACGUGCGCGCUGUGGGACGUGGAGAGUGGGCAGCUGCUGCAGAGCUUCCACGGGCACGGGGCCGACGUGCUGUGCCUGCACCUGGCGCCCUCGGAGACCGGGAACACCUUUGUGUCCGGGGGCUGUGACAAGAAGGCCAUCGUGUGGGACAUGCGCUCCGGCCAGUGCGUGCAGGCCUUCGAGACCCACGGGUCGGACAUCAACAGCGUGCGGUACUACCCCAGCGGGGACGCCUUCGCCUCGGGCUCCGAUGACGCCACGUGCCGCCUCUAUGACCUCCGGGCCGACAGGGAGGUGGCUGUGUACUCCAAGGAGAGCAUCAUCUUCGGCGCGUCCAGCGUGGACUUCUCCCUGAGCGGCCGCCUGCUGUUCGCCGGCUACAAUGACUACACCAUCAACCUGUGGGACGUGCUCAAGGGCGCGCGCGUCUCCAUCCUGUUCGGACACGAGAACCGCGUCAGCACGCUGCGGGUGUCCCCCGACGGCACGGCCUUCUGCUCGGGGUCCUGGGACCACACCCUCCGGGUCUGGGCUUAGCCCUCCCUGGAGAUGCAGCAGGACCCGCGCUCCGCCGGCUUGGUGAGGAAGCUUCCUGCCGCCCGCACACGCCCACCCCGGGGACUGCAGUGUGCUUGCCUCAGGCAGCCACGGUUGUCGGUUUUCCUGGUUGCCCUGCCUUUGCGAAGUUACUUCCCAGUCUCCAGUCACUGUCACCCAGGGCCCGGCCCUGCGCCCGGCCAGCGGGAGAGGAGAGGGGCUCCAGCACCAGGCCUGGUCAGGCAGCAGCGGCGCUCGUAAAGCGUGUGUUUCACCAGCUGCUCCUGGUCUUCUCCAUGAGACCCGUUUGUCUAGGCGCUGCCACAGGCGGAGCUGAGGCACAAAGCACGGGGCAACAGCCCGUGUCACCCGGGCACAGAGGGCCACUGCUGUGACACGCAUGCUGCUGAGAGCAAGCUCAACUCCAAAGCCGACUAGAGCCGGCGUGGUGGCCCACGUCUGUGAUCCCAGCACUCGGGCGGCCGAGGCAAGCAGGCUGCUGCGAGUUUGAGGCCAGCCUAGGAUACGUAGUAGACCCUGUGUUUCAAAAAAACAAAACAAUUCAUAAUAAUUAAAUAAGUGCUGGUGAGCAGUAUUAGUACAGACAAGUCCCAGUGGGUCCUGUCUGUAUCGGUCACACCUGCGCUGUGGCGGGGUGGACAGUCGGCGGGUCUCAGGCCGUACUGUCCUCGUUCCUCUCCUGACAGAAGAAAACAGCAUCAAGGGAGCAUCUGUCUUUGUCUAAAACUCAGAAUUCCUGUAGGAGACAUGAGGACUGGUGUGUCACAGGGCCGUUUCUUUCCUCUCCUCCUCUCCCUGGGGUGCAGAGGGAAGGACCUGGGCGUUCUGGGGUCACAUGUGUCGCAGUCAGUGUGUUCGGCAGCUGCGCCCCCAGCCACCCCCGCCCCUCUGGGCGCCCCAGCAGUCCCGCAGCACCCCCGGACCCAAGCUUUGGAUUACGGCAUGGGGGCUGUGAGAGCUCCGUGAAAUAAAUUGUAUUUUG
This is a messenger RNA of Fukomys damarensis (Damara mole-rat), 2897 nucleotides long. It is a transcript of the gene Gnb5, whose product is annotated as G protein subunit beta 5. The transcript has 14 exons. NCBI's taxonomy places the organism in Eukaryota, Metazoa, Chordata, Mammalia, Rodentia, Bathyergidae. Gene Ontology annotation, cellular component: heterotrimeric G-protein complex; cytoplasm. The record is from RefSeq and is a predicted model, not a curated record. Gene Ontology annotation, molecular function: signaling receptor complex adaptor activity; protein binding. Gene Ontology annotation, biological process: G protein-coupled receptor signaling pathway; G protein-coupled dopamine receptor signaling pathway. Bases 17 to 1894 code for a protein of 625 amino acids.